This is a messenger RNA of Chaetomium fimeti, 1110 nucleotides long. RefSeq names its product phosphatidylinositol-4-phosphate 5-kinase-domain-containing protein. Gene Ontology annotation, biological process: phosphatidylinositol phosphate biosynthetic process. The record is from RefSeq and is a predicted model, not a curated record. NCBI's taxonomy places the organism in Eukaryota, Fungi, Ascomycota, Sordariomycetes, Sordariales, Chaetomiaceae. Gene Ontology annotation, molecular function: 1-phosphatidylinositol-4-phosphate 5-kinase activity. Bases 1 to 1110 code for a protein of 369 amino acids. Gene Ontology annotation, cellular component: plasma membrane. The transcript is spliced from 2 exons.
AUGGGCAGAAACGAGAAAAUCGCCCGGUCGGUUGUGCGGGCAAUUAUCAAGGCGAACGGGACGAGUAAACAACGAAGCACCCUCGCGCGGAUCCUUGCAUUCUUCUCGCUCUUUUUCUCUCUGUAUCGACUGCUGCUUCGCAAGAUUCGCCCGGCAGAUUUUGCCAAUCUGCGUCGGAAUCACUGGGAUGUCACAGAUGAUAAUUAUGUACAGUCGUUUCAAGCUGAAAAUGGUGGCCCAGAGGAGGAAUCACUCAACGCGAUAGGGGACAUGGGCUUCUCCGGUUCGACCUUCUACUCCACUGCCAAUCAAAAGUAUCUCGUCAAGUCCGUUCCCCGACAUUCUGAGCAUUCCUUUUUCCGCGAGGAUCUCUUGACCCCAUACGUCCAGCACAUGGCAACCCAUCCCCGCUCGCUCUUGGUCCGCGUCUUUGACUUUCUCGCCGUCUCAGGCGCGUCCUUGGGACGUGUUUUUCGGUCAGCGCCAUCCCACCACAUAGUGAUGGACAACAUCAUGUACGGGAGGGAAGAAGCAAAGAAGCAGGGCGAGGCAGACUGGGAGAGCUGGGACCUGAAACCAACUUCGUACUUUUAUCCCGAGAGGGACAUCGCUGGCGGUGCCCUCGCCAGCGAGGCAACCAAGGACCACCUCGCCGACGAAUUCCGUGACAAGAUAAUCCUUCAUAGGGAGCAAGCAGAGGAAUUUCUCUCUAGCCUCGAAGCAGAUUCCAAACUGCUUUCGGAGCACAACGCCGUGGAUUACUCGCUCUUUCUGGUGCGGAUGCGAACCCCUCAACGCGCGGCCGCCUCGGUGCUUCCUCCCACAGAAUCGGCCAUAGUGACUACCGAUCCGCCACUGGUCCCACCUUCCCAGUCAAAUUGGAGAACGGGGGUUCCUUCGGCGGAUGGAAAGUACAUCUUCCGCGCCUCCAUAUUGGAUUUCUUCUGGGCCAAGCACAAAGCCCAGCCGAAGGCUAUGACGUUGCUGAUCAAGCUCUGGAACACGUUGAUAAGUAAACAGGGGCACAUGAGCAUCACCACCACGCCGGAUGAGUACCGGGAGCGGUUUCUCAAAUUGUGUAGGGGCAUCGUGGAAAUCAGAGAGGAUUGA